UGAUCUCUCUGAGAAACCUUCGAUUUCCGAUUUUCGAUUUUCGAUUUUUUCUAAUUUGUGUCGAAAAGUUGGAAAUGAUUAAAAUGCUUGAAAGAUUCCAGUAAAUUGUGAGGAAAACGAUGGCGUAGAUCCCACUCAAUUCCCUAGAAAGGGAAAAAUUAAAAAAUUAAAAACCCUAAGAAGAAAAUAAAAAGAAAUAGAAAUUUUCUUAAACAUCAUUUCGAAACCCCACAGCCAAAUCGUAUAAAUAUAUAGGACAGCCUUGCAACCCAUAUAUAUGUGUGUAUAUAUUAUGUGUGCCAGUUCAUAGUUCAUUCUUUUUAAUAUCUGUUUUCCUCCUUAGUUCUUCCCCCAGAUCUCUCUCUCUCUCUUUCUUGAACUGCGCGAUAAAGAAGGUUCUUCUACUUGUAUAGAUUCAUCGAUUUUAGGCGAAUGGAAGCUUACCGAUUCAAUUGAAGUUGAUUUUGUUCAAAGCGGAGCAAAAUGGACGGUGCUGAUGGGACUGUGAGGCUUGGGGCUGUGAACUUGAAGCCGGAUCGGAGUGCGUUUGAUUUUGGCCCUGAUGUCUCUGUUUCGUCUCCGGUGACAAGGCAGAAAGCCGCUGCUGCUAAACAGUUCAUUGAGAAUCAUUACAAGAACUAUCUCCAAGGUCUUCAGGAUCGCAAAGACAGACGGAGAACGCUUCAACGAAGAGCGCAAGAAGCUCAGAUCUCGGCUGAAGAACAAGAAGAGAUGCUGAGGAACUUGGAACGCCGAGAAACAGAAUUUAUGAGACUGCAAAGACGAAAAGUUGGAAUCGAUGACUUUGAACAAUUAACUGUUAUCGGUAAAGGUGCAUUCGGCGAGGUUAGAUUGUGUCGUGCAAAAGGAACUGGGGAAAUUUUUGCUAUGAAGAAGCUGAAGAAAUCAGAGAUGCUUAGCCGUGGGCAGGUUGAGCAUGUUCGAUCUGAGAGGAAUUUACUUGCAGAGGUUGAUAGUCGGUGCAUUGUAAAACUCUUUUAUUCUUUUCAAGAUUCUGAAUUCUUAUACCUUAUUAUGGAGUAUUUACCUGGUGGUGACAUUAUGACAUUGCUAAUGAGAGAAGACAUUCUGUCAGAGGAUGUUGCUCGCUUUUACAUGGCAGAGAGCAUUUUAGCUAUUCAUUCAAUUCAUCAGCACAAUUAUAUACAUAGGGAUAUAAAACCAGAUAACCUGAUACUAGAUAAAAAUGGCCAUCUGAAGCUUUCAGAUUUUGGCUUGUGCAAGCCUCUGGAUGAUAAGUAUUCAAGUAUACUUUUAAAUGACGAAGACUUAAAUGCCCAGCAGGCCAGAAAUGAAGGUCAAGGUCAUACUGACUCGAACGGAUCCCAUUGGAUGAUGCCAAAAGAACAAAUUCAACAGUGGAAGCGUAAUCGUCGUGCAUUGGCAUUUUCAACAGUUGGGACCCUGGAUUAUAUGGCACCUGAAGUACUGCUUAAGAAAGGGUAUGGAAUGGAGUGUGAUUGGUGGUCCUUAGGGGCCAUUAUGUAUGAGAUGCUGGCUGGUUAUCCUCCUUUUUGUUCUGAUGAUCCAAGGAUGACUUUUCGCAAGAUAAUAAAUUGGAGAACUUGCCUGAAAUUUCCCGAGGAACCAAAAAUCUCGGAGGAAGCUAAGGACCUGAUCAGCCACUUGCUUUGUGAUGUUGAAACAAGGUUGGGAACACGAGGAGUAGAGGAAAUAAAGGCACAUCCAUGGUUCAAAGGCAUUCAGUGGGAUAAGCUGUAUGAAAUGGAAGCUGCAUACAAACCAACUGUCACUGGAGAACUAGACACUCAGAACUUUGAGAAGUUUCCUGAAGUUCAAGACCCUCCCUCAGAAAUGCCAACUGUUGGACCUUGGAGGAAGAUGCUAACAUCAAAAGAUACUAAUUUCAUUGGAUUUACUUUUAAGAAGUCAAACGUCAAAUCACUUGAGAGUACAGGUACAGAUUUGCAUUCAAACACAUCAUCAAAGACUCCAUCUCUAGUUUCCUUGUUGGGUCGAAUAGACUUGCAAGAAACUGUGAUACCAGAAGUUGAACAAAAACAGGAUGCAUGAGUCUUUGUUCUUCUGUUGCCCACAGUUUGGUAUAUGAAGAUGAUAAGGACAUGAAGGUUAUCACUUUUUAAAACAGCAAAGAUAGUUUGCUUCCCUUUUGGAUAAUUAUUAUAUUUCAUUAAAACUGUAAAGCAAAAUAAGCAUCGAGUUCAAUAGGAUCAAUUUUUCUUCUUGACAUCAUGAUUCCCAUUAUUUUCUUUAAACAUUAUUGUAAUCAUUUGGUGAAUUGAUGCAAUUUUGUCGGUUAAAGUUGAUCUAAUGCUUGUUCAUGUUAA
Benincasa hispida (wax gourd) is the source of this 2330-nucleotide messenger RNA. Its product is annotated as Protein kinase family protein. Gene Ontology annotation, molecular function: protein serine/threonine kinase activity; ATP binding. The record is from RefSeq and is a predicted model, not a curated record. Gene Ontology annotation, biological process: protein phosphorylation. Lineage: Eukaryota; Viridiplantae; Streptophyta; Magnoliopsida; Cucurbitales; Cucurbitaceae.